GACAGCUCAGGUAUGUCAUAACAAUUUCAAAAAUGUCCACUAGGGGACAGAUCUGAUGCACUGAAGCAGUUCCAGUUCACUUGUCUCAUCAUUUCUAAAAGGAAACCCUCUAUGGUAGGUUCUUUACAGAACCUUUAAUAGUUCUUUCUGAAGAACUAUUAAGUGUCAGUUCUUUCUCAGCAUACAUUCAUACAUAUGUCUUCCCUUACUAAAUGAAAACUGGCCUCUAAAGAAAUUAGACAAUGUGCAUAGUAACAAGCUCAAUACUCUCAAUCUCAAUACUCACACUCCAUACUCACCUUUUCAAUAUGAGUUUUGUUGAGAAGUUUCACUGCACAGCAAAAAAAAAAAAAAAAAAAAAAAAAAAAAAAGCAUUUGGACAGAACUACAUGUACACUUUUCAAACUCUUUGGAACUGAACUACUGGAUCUCUCAUAAAUCUGCAUACCUGUAUGUAGGAUCUUCCUACUAUUAUAAUUAGAACACAAAAGUAAAGAAAAUGUUUACUGUAGACACGUGUAAAAGGCUGGAUUGGCAUGUUUACUUUAGUCAUAAAUGUAAAAGCACUUUUAUAUGUCUAAUCUUUUAAGCAAAAAAAAAAAAAAAGCAACACUGCUAUAAAUGUAGUCAUAAAAAGAUGGUUAAUAUUGAAUUGAAUGCUACACUAGUAGUAAAGUAAGAAGCAGUCACUUACACUCCUCCUGCAGUGCUCCAGAAUCCUAAGUGAAUAUGUGAGGGCAGGAUGGUGGUGCUGCGUUAUUGUGGUCCUGAAAGUGUGUUGGAGAAUUUUCUCAUUUUUGCUGCUGUUAAAAGUCAACAAUGCUGUGAAUUUGUGUGACCACACACAGGACCUCUGGACUUGGUUCCUUCCACUAUCUCAAACUGAGGGGUGGACUGAUAUCUUCAGGAAGCAAAGAGACAGAUACCUACAAUAAAAAAAACAUUCCUGAAAUCUAGGAUUCAACGUCCCCAUCAUGUCUCUAUAUAUCCAUGUGUUGGCCUGCGCCUUUGGCCUGGGCUCUUGGGUGGCCGUUAAUGGAAUGUGGGUGGAGCUGCCGCUAAUUGUCAACAUUCUACCAGAAGGAUGGGACUUACCUUCGUACCUUACAGUCAUCAUCCAGCUGGCCAAUAUUGGCCCUAUCCUAGUUACCCUUGUGCAUAAGCUGUGUCCGGGUCGACUUCGUGAGAAUCUGGUGAUCUAUGCAGUGCUGACGAUUGGUGUAUUAGCAUGCAUCCUCCUGACAGUGUUCUGGAAGAAGACAACAGUGAUUUUGGGUCAACAGAGAAGCACAGCAUUCUUUAUUAUCACAUUCUUUCUGUCGCUGGUGGACUGCACAUCCUCUGUCACCUUCCUGCCUUUCAUGAUGCAGCUCCCGACCAAAUACAUCACCACCUACUUCAUUGGUGAAGGAUUAAGUGGGUUUUUUCCUGGGCUGGUAGCUCUGGCACAAGGGGUUGGUAUGGUCAAAUGUGUUGAUGCCUCCCAACCAUCAGGGAACCUCUCAAACCCUGCCUAUGAGAACGUCACACUGGAAGCUCAGUAUCUUCCUCCUAACUUCUCCACAGAGAUCUUCUUCUCUUUUCUGGUGGUUAUGAUGGUGAUAAGUCUUGGUGCUUUUGGUUUGCUUAACCAUGUCCCUCGGACUUUUACACUGUCCACUGAAGAUCUGGUGUCUGAACCGGGAACUGUGGUAACAGUCAGUGGAUGUCUGGAAAACCAGGCAGCAAGCAAUUCAGGGAAAAACAGCCAAGAAAGUGCCACUGGAGACCAGCCCAAGCCUCUGAUAGUGAAGCCGUACUAUUCCUGUUAUGAGCUAGCCUUCAUCUACUGCAUGGUGGUGUGGGCGAAUUGUGCAACCAAUGGACUACUGCCAUCAGUACAGACGUUCUCCUGCAUGCCCUAUGGGAAUAUGGUCUAUCACCUCUCAGCUUCUCUGUCAUCACUUGCUAACCCACUGGCCUGCUUUAUCGCCAUGUUCGCUCCCAAACGCUCACUUGUGUUGCUGGGUAUUCUGUCCUUGCUGGGUACUGGUUGUGGUGGAUACAACAUGGCUAUGGCAGUCAUGAGUCCCUGUCCAUUGCUGCAAGACUCACCACCAGGAAAAGCUCUAAUUGUGCUGUCAUGGAUUCUCUUCACUGGCCUGCUGACCUAUGUAAAGGUGAUGGUGGGAGUCAUUCUAAGGGACCAGAGCCACAUUGCCCUGGUGUGGUGUGGAGCUGCAGUACAGGCCGGAUCUCUAGUGGGAUCAUUCAUUAUGUUUCCACUGGUCAGCAUUUAUCAUCUAUUUAAGUCAGGGGAUAUCUGCAACAACAAGUGCCCAUCAUUCUGAUCCUUUCCUUGUCUGCUUAAUCCUGGUGAGGAUAAUCCUGGGAACAAUGGGCAAAAGUCAGAACACACCCUGGAUGGAACUGCAGUCAGUGACAGGGCACCAUGCAUACACACACCCACACACACCCCCACACACACAUUCGCAUCUAGCAUCUUCGCAUCUUUACACUAAUGUAUUAUACUGAAUGAGACUUCACAGUCUUUUUUUGAGAAAAGUCCCUUACAUUGACCAUUUUUAUAAUUUAAAUUUAAGGCCCCUGAUUGAGGCUUUGAAUCUGUAUGAGAUCUAAUUCACAACAAAACUUUUAAAGUGUCAGUUAAUUGUACAUGGUCACUAUAGAAAUUUAUGGUAAUAAACAUAAUCGUGUCCAAUAUCCAUUAGCUCUUGAAAAAAAAAAAACCCUAAUGUCCCAGCUUAUUAUUCAGUUAUUCAUCUUAAAGCAUAUUUUUCAGUGAAACUAAUAGUAAAGAUCUGAACCCACUGCCAGGUCCUGGGAAUGAUAUGUAUGAUAGGUUUGUGAUUUCAUAUUGGUAGGGUUUAGGAAUACAACAAUACAAAAUACAAAACACUGCUCACACAAUUCUGAUGAAAUACAGAUAAACUUUCAAUAAUAAUUGUAGAAAGUUUUAAAGGAUUCAUAAAGCCACAAUAUGGCUUUAUGAACAGACUUCAGAAUUUCCAUGUGAUUAACUUUGCUGCUAAGCCAUGGAAGUGCCUGAUUAAUUUCCUGACUGGAAAUAGGCCUCAUGUGUGCAAAGAAGCAUUCUUCAUCAGAGGUGCUGGAGUCACGAUGAUGAUGAUGAUCAUCAUCAUCAUCAUCAUUAUCAUCAUCACACCACUGCUGCAACAGCUCAUUUUCAACACAGCCUUUGAUGUAGUCCUGACCUGAAAUGGCAAUUUACCUUAGGCUCCAGGAAUCAUUUGAAACCUUUUGCCAUAAUUAUUGCUCCAGAUUGGAAUUUUAAAUGUGUAGCAUGGCUCCAUACUAACCCCGGACAUGAAUGGCAUGACGGGAUUUGAAUCAGACAUCUUUUUAGACGUGUUUGAGUAGGUGUUUAGAGCUCUCUUUUGAAUCUAUGAAAAAUGUCACUAUUGUAUUAAAUUAAAAUCAUUCUAUAAAGCGUUGGGAAUAUUUUGUCCCAGAAAAGUAGAGCAGCCAUCAACACUAACUUUGUAUGUCACUAAAACACUUCCACCAGAGCCUUGCUGUACCUAGAGGAUAUCUGAAUUCAGCCUCGCUCAGAUCCACACCAAGGCAGCAAAGUAACCAUCCAUCCUGUUUUGACAGUUCUUUGUAAACUGCACUUCACUUCGUCUAAGCUUGUAAAGAUAAAUGUAAAUCCCUUAAGAGUUAUUUGUUCUGUUCCUCUGGGGAAACCCUUUAAAGUUCUAUGUAGAACCAUACAACAAGUGUUUGCCUAUCAGAAAGGGUUUCAAGCAGAGCCCCUUUAGGACAUGAAGAACUUUAACUAUCCAAAGCACCCUCAAAAACACAUUUUUACUAAGAAUGAUUAGAGACCUGUGGUUGAACAGGGUGGGGAGGUUCGAAUCCCACCUCCGCCCUGUGUACCCGGAGUUUGCAUGUUCUCUCCGUGUUUGGGGGUUUCCUCCAGGUAAUUCGGUUUCCUCCCCCAGUCCAAAGACAUGCGUUGUAUGCUGAUUGGCAUCUCUAAAUUGUCCAUAGUGUGUGAAUGAUUGUGCCCUGUGAUGAGUUGGCACCCUGUCCAGGGUGUCCCCCGCAUUGUGCCCUGAGUCCCCUGGGAUAGACUCCAGGCUCGCUGUGACCCUGUAUAGGUACAGAAAAUGGAAGGAUGGAUAUUUAGUCACUAGUUCUAAAUUGUCAGCUCACUGUGUUAAAAAAAAAUACAAGAUAUAUCUACCACUAGGUGGCAACAAAGAAUCACUUUGGUCUAUUCAUCUGACUUGUAUUAAAGCUUUUUACAGGAGAAGGUUAUAACCAAAAAAAAAAAAAAAUCUCUGAUAUUUCAGGUACUGAUGUUCAGGUACUAUAGUUCAAAUAGCUCUGUUUGGCUGAUGUAUUACCCUUGCGUGAAAAGUGCUUUUUUUUCUCACUGAAUAUCAUCACAGAAGCUGCAAAUAUCUUCCUGUUAAAGUCUAAACCACUCGAUAAGUGUGUUGAAGCUUGUGUGGUCUUCUUUCUCUCCAGCUAAAGAUGUUGGUGUGAUCAAAAGUGCAUGAUAUGCCAACUUUAAAAGCAGUGAUUUACAGAUGCUCAGACAGGCUUUGUGUGUGGGGGAGGUAUGACUUUACAUUUAUUUUAUAGCUAUUUCACCAGGGCUUUUAGAUUGUAGGCAUAGCAUUAAUUAGCUGUUUUAAUAAUUAUGCCAGUGGAAGGUCCUCACAAGGCUAGUAAGACAAAUGUGUGUGUGUGUCUGCAUGUGUGUGUGUGUGUGUGUGCGUGUGUGUGUGUGAGAGAGAGCGAGAGAGAGAGAGAACGAGAGAGACUGGGGGACUAAUCCCUAGCCUCUGUCACUUGUUGACCCCAUUAAGCAUUAAGAUGAUACAGCUCUUACUGCUGUUCCUGCAGACGACGUCUGGAUGGGAACUUGCCUCUCUGCUUGUGACUGUCCGGUCCACAGCUGCUCUGUUUCCUCUUCCCAUCCACAUGGGCACAUGGGACUGUACUGACUCAGGGGAGGUGGGGGUGAAGGUGGUGGUGUGACAGACACACUGCAAGAAAGAAUGUUGGCAGUAUAGUGGCAGAUUUGCAAUUAUGAAAAAGUAGUAAAGCAGUCAAAUCGAGCAGUAGUGAAAUCAGCCAAAGAUUUAAAAAGCAAUGAUGCAGUCAACAAAAAGGAUGAUUAAUAUGUAUAAAAGCAUUAGCAUGUUGCUAUUGGACUUAUAGACUGGAAGCAUUCAUUGACAGCAGAGCUUCCACCAAUCCAGUAAUUUCUGAUAAGUAAAAUGUCCUCAGUGUGUGUUCAUCCACACCCAUUCAUCUCAAUAACAGGUGGAUGGGACUCCCUGAGAGAGUGAUGGGGGGAGUGAUGUCAGCUGCUGACCCUGGCUUCUGGUCACUCGGAAAUGCUUGACUAACCCUAAUACAUGGCUUUAAACAAAGACCCCCAAAACCACGCUAAUCUUAAAGGUGAAAAGGUCAUGGAGAUGCCACAAUAUCACUGUAGCCACGGUCCCACGAGACUUGCAGCUUCUCUUGGAAUCACUGCUGCUAAGCAGCUAACAAGCUAAAAGAAAGCUAAGUCUGUCUGCCACACCACAACACCCCCACUCCAUCAUAACGCAAUCAGUGUGACUGCCAUUGUACUGGACACCAUAAACCAGAUAUCACUUCAAUACAAUUAAUUAAAGGAGAAAUUUCAUUACCAGUUAUAUUGUAUAGUAUGAACCUGUAAGUAUUUUUUUAAUGAAUUGCUGCUUUUUUCUGUCUGCAGUACACAGGCCUUUGCUCUAUAUCAGUUUAGCGCAGAUAUUGUUCAUUUACAUUAUGGGUCUGUUAUCUCAUUAUCCUCUUGGCACUGUGCUCUGUCUAGAGUGCUCGAUUGUGCUCCGAUGAAAAACAGCUAAAAAAAAGAGCAGACUGUCACGAUAAUUAGCUCCAUUCCUUGAUUGGCCUCCCUUUUUCUGUGUGUGCGUUUUAUUGUGCUGUGGACGUAUUGACAUGCAAAGUGCGCGGUGUGGAAAGUGUAUCAUUUUCUCCCUGAAUGUCAGAUGGCCCAUCACUCUCGCAGCUGGUCCGAGGGGCCGAGGCCACCUGGCUCCCCUCUUGCUGCUCAUGUGGGACUGCAGCGGCUCUAUCGAGUGGUGAGGGGUCCCCCUGAAAAAUGCUGCUGCGAGGCCCAUCUGCUCCGAUCAUCCAACACCUACACAACACUAACACAACCUGACGCUUUCUAGACAAUCUAUGGCGCUCAGUCAAGCUCGGAGUCAAUAUAAAUGCAAUUUUCCUGUUUUUAUUCAUUAACUUUGACUUAAUAAGAGUUGAAAGUAUACUGAAGAAUAUGGAUGCUGUUAACUAAUUACAGAAUGAACUGAUCUGAACAAACUUUGUUUUGCACCUGCAAUUUGUAAUGCACCGUGUUCUGGACUAUCAUGUCCCAAAGAUGUUUAUUAUGUUGCUAUGACAAUAUACAGUGUGAUAUUUUA
Molecule: messenger RNA, 6455 nt
Organism: Pangasianodon hypophthalmus (striped catfish)
Lineage: Eukaryota; Metazoa; Chordata; Actinopteri; Siluriformes; Pangasiidae
Gene: slc52a3-1
Product: solute carrier family 52 member 3
Exons: 5
Coding region: 975-2330 (451 amino acids)
Biological process (GO): riboflavin transport
Cellular component (GO): plasma membrane
Molecular function (GO): riboflavin transmembrane transporter activity
Source: RefSeq, a predicted model, not a curated record